Molecule: messenger RNA, 881 nt
Organism: Carassius auratus (goldfish)
Lineage: Eukaryota; Metazoa; Chordata; Actinopteri; Cypriniformes; Cyprinidae
Gene: sat1b
Product: spermidine/spermine N1-acetyltransferase 1b
Exons: 6
Coding region: 220-735 (171 amino acids)
Molecular function (GO): spermidine binding; diamine N-acetyltransferase activity
Source: RefSeq, a predicted model, not a curated record
CCCCACCGGCACUUAUAUGCCCUAGUUGACAAACAAAGGACAUUUACUAAAGCCAGGUGAACACAGUCGGGUCAGCUGCUGCAUGCGAGUCCCAUCCAGGAGAAACCCCAAACUUGACAGCGGAGGGUAAUACUCUGGGAAGCGAAUGAAGAAACACCUUUUGCUUCACUUCACAUAUAGAGGACUAGUGAGAAAAGGGAAAAAGAGUAAAAGAAGAAAAUGGCCAAUUUUAUUUUGCGUAAAGCGGAACCCCAAGACGUGCCUGACAUAUUGCGACUCAUAAAGGAACUCGCUAAGUAUGAAGAUAUGGAAGACCAAGUUAAACUAACUGAGAAAGAUCUGCUCGAAGACGGAUUUGGAAACCACCCGUUUUACCACUGUGUGGUCGCAGACGUACCAGCCGAGCAUCAGAAAGUCGAAGGUUAUUCUGUGAUUGGAUUUGCCAUGUACUACUUCACCUAUGACCCUUGGAUUGGCAAAUUGCUUUACCUUGAAGAUUUUUAUGUAAUGACUGAGUACAGAGGUUUUGGAAUUGGGUCGGAAAUCUUGAAAACCCUCAGUGAUACAGCGGUGAAGAAUCGGUGCAGCAGUAUGCAUUUCAUCGUGGCUGAGUCCAACAAGGCAUCCAUCGACUUUUACAAGCGACGCGGGGCUUCCGACCUCUCGCUGCAGGAGGGCUGGCGACUUUUCAGGAUCGAUAAGGAGAAUCUCCUGAAAUUGUCUGCCGAAGAGUGAGCUGGCCCGAAGUUCCAGUGUUCAAAGAGGAACUAGGGAUGGCUCACAGCCAUUUCUCAGUUUAAGUAAUACUUUAAUGCUUACACAAAAUACUUUUAAAUACUCUGUGGGUAUUCAUCAUAUUAAUAUAGAGCAGUUUACUCUGA